Hemicordylus capensis (graceful crag lizard) is the source of this 2164-nucleotide messenger RNA. RefSeq names its product solute carrier family 38 member 8 (gene SLC38A8). Lineage: Eukaryota; Metazoa; Chordata; Lepidosauria; Squamata; Cordylidae. The transcript is spliced from 11 exons. Bases 593 to 1948 code for a protein of 451 amino acids. Gene Ontology annotation, biological process: amino acid transmembrane transport. The record is from RefSeq and is a predicted model, not a curated record. Gene Ontology annotation, molecular function: amino acid transmembrane transporter activity.
AUGAGGCCUCCCAGAGAGUUUGGCUGAGACCCCCAAGUCCCUUCUGCCCAGUUGCCAGGUCUGUGAGGAUGGAGCCAGGCUAAUCGCGGAUUAAGCUGGCAAGGGAGUGCAGCCAGAGACUGCUGAUCUAUAGGGAUACCUCCCUGUCCACAAAGAGAACAUGAAGGCAAAAAGGAGGAGUGGCGAAGGAGGGACGAAAGGAAGGCGAGAUUAUAUUUGCCUCCUUAAAGCCUGCAGAGGCAAGAAGAAGAGACUCCCACCCCCUUCCAAAAUUGUCGUUUCUCAAGGACAUCGCCAUGCUGGGGUCAGAGCUGCCCGCCUUUCUGAACGCUGUCUGAAGGGUGCUCGCCAAGCGCUUUGGAGGCAGGAACAUGGGUACUGUUGUUCAUUUCUUGGUGGGCGAUCACAGAGCGGUCUGUGUCUCUGGGGUUUUCUUCCUAGUGUGUUUGGUGUCUCUCGAAGGGUGGUGGUACAAAGAAGAAGGGCAUUAUUUUAGAGUGCCUGUGGUGGAAGAGAAGUGCUGAGUUUACAGCAAGUAGGAACACCUGGGCUGCUUGGGGCCCACCUCACACAGGGCAACGCCUUUGCUGCAAUGUCUGGUGUGUUCAAGAGAGAUGCGAAAGACAUGGAGGAGUUGGCUAGAGAGAGCAUCAGCUUGCUAGCCAAGCCUACUCUGGCGUCGGAGAGCCCCAGCCUCUCCUCGGCGGGCGCCGUCUUCAUCAUGCUGAAAUCCGCCCUGGGAGCCGGCCUGCUCAACUUCCCCUGGGCCUUCAGUCAAGCUGGCGGGAUCUCCCCGGCUCUGCUGGUGGAACUGGGUUCCUUGAUAUUCCUGAUCAGUGGCCUUGUGAUCCUGGGUUAUGCCGCCUCCAUCAGCACCCAGACCACCUACCAGGGGGUGGUACGAGAGAUAUGCGGAGCAGCAGUUGGGAAACUCUGUGAGAUCUGCUUCAUCCUCAACCUCUUCAUGAUCUCAGUGGCCUUCCUCAGGGUUGUGGGAGACCAGCUGGAAAAAUUGUGUGAUUCAUUCUACCCAAACGAAACCUUGAGUGGAGGUCCCUCUCGCCAGCACUGGUUCACAGACCACCGCUUCACUCUCUCUGCGCUGUGUGUCCUGGUUAUCUUCCCUCUCUCCAUCCCAAGGGCAAUUGGCUUCCAGAAAUACACAAGUAUUCUUGGGACUCUGGCAGCUUGCUAUCUGAUGCUUGUCAUUGUGAUAAAAUACUACCUCCGAACGGAUUACCUUGUCAAGCAAGAGCAUCACUAUUCCUCUGGGGCUUCCUCCUGGGCGUCCAUGUUCAGCGUGAUUCCGACAAUCUGCUUUGGAUUUCAGUGCCAUGAAGCCUGCGUUGCCAUCUACAGCAGCAUGAGCAACAAGAAGCUCUCCCACUGGGUCCUGGUGUCUGUGAUGUCCAUGCUGUUCUGUCUGCUGAUUUAUUCUUUGACGGGGCUUUAUGGCUAUUUGAUGUUUGGUGCUGAUGUUGCUGCCGACAUUCUGAUGUCCUACCCGGGAAACGAUGUGAUGGUGAUCAUAGCGCGCUUGCUGUUUGGCAUUUCUAUCGUCACCAUCUACCCCAUUGCCCUCCUCUUGGGAAGGUCCGUCCUGCAGGACGUCUGCCUGAAUGCCAAACACAGCUACAUCCUGGCCACAGAGCCCUAUGAGAGAUGGCUACGCGUGCUGCUCACUACCGUGUGGGUCGUGGUGACCCUCAUCAUCGCCCUCUUUGUCCCGGACAUCAGUAAGGUCAUCAGUGUCAUUGGGGGGAUCAGUGCUUUCUUCAUCUUCAUCUUCCCAGGGCUGUGUCUGGUGUGUGCCAUGGAGACUGAACCCAUCAAGCCAAGGACCAAGUCUUGUCUAGUGACUUGGGGCAUCAUCACGGUUUUGUGUGGCGCGUUCAUCUUUGGACAAAGCACAACCAUUGCUGUCAUGGAACUGCUGUACAAACUCUAACCUCUAGGUGGAGACAGCGGCAAGGUAGCAGAUUCUGGGGGAAAUGGACGUGGUUCUCCCAUGCUGGACAAUUUUUUACUGAACGUUUCCAAGUGACAAAGGCAGGUAACUGGGCAGAUCUUUACCAUUUGGACUUCACUUAACUUAAUACCCACUUUUAGUAUAAUAUGGAUGAAUAAAAAUUGUAUAAAUUGGUUGUACCUCUUCACACGUCAA